Triticum dicoccoides is the source of this 591-nucleotide messenger RNA. RefSeq lists its product as uncharacterized. The coding region runs from base 119 to 382 and encodes 87 amino acids. Lineage: Eukaryota; Viridiplantae; Streptophyta; Magnoliopsida; Poales; Poaceae. The transcript has a single exon. The record is from RefSeq and is a predicted model, not a curated record.
UUUAUGCACGCCAACACGCUAACCGCGCCCUGUAUACUACUCCUAUAUAUAACCCCAUUUCGAUCCACGUCGAACCACAACCAAGCCAAAGCAAGCAAGAAGAGGAAGCGAUCGGUGGAUGAGCGUGAGGUACAUGAUGAGCCGGGUGGGCGCGCGGGCGGCGCAGGCCGCGCGGGACGCCGUCGGCAGGUCCGCCGGCAAGGCCGACAGGGCGCAGCAGCAGUCCAUGGCCAGGGCCGGCAGGGCGCCGGCGGAGUCGGCGCGGGCGAAGGCGCCGCUGGCCAGGAAGGCGGCCGAGGACGAGGAGCGGCGGAGGCGGGCCGCCCAGGAGGAGUCGCUCCGCACCGUCAUGUUCCUCUCCAUGUGGGGCCCCAACGCCUAGCAGCGCAUGGAUUAGUACCGCUGAUUAUAGUUAGCAGUGUGCGUGCACAUGGUUUACGUGCCGUGUGGUUAAAAGUAACCCUUUCAAGUCUGUGCAAGCCUGUGUGCACAAGGCGGAUGUAAAGAGUACCGUAAAGAAAUUGUCCAUCUGGAAAAGUACUGUAAAACAGAGCAAAGCAAAGCAAAAAAAAUAGAAAACUGUUGUGUCAA